AUGAGUCCCGGAGGACUCUUCUUUGCCAUAUCGGCCCUCAUGCUCAGUUGCAUCGAUGCAGCUCCCCAUGCGCAAGCCUCCCCUGAUCUGGCAUCACGAGAUCUGGUCAACAUUCUCGUUCCAACCAUUCUUCCGGUAUACUUCUGCACGGAGCCUUUCUGGCAAGGGACGUGUGACAACCUACAGAACGGACCUGCGCUUUGCAUAAAACUCAGCGAGACAUUCGCUGGAAAGGCGAGCUCCAUAGGACCCGAUAAGAACGCCACUGCGUGUGAUUUCUACCAAAACGACCAUUGUAGUUCUGAAGAGGGACUCAAACUUGAGCUCAAGUGGCCAGGUGUGGAUAACCUGCCAGUCUUGCCCCGAGCUGGGAAGUUCGAUAACUCCAUACGCAGCUACACAUGCUAUUAA
Molecule: messenger RNA, 411 nt
Organism: Ramularia collo-cygni
Lineage: Eukaryota; Fungi; Ascomycota; Dothideomycetes; Mycosphaerellales; Mycosphaerellaceae
Exons: 3
Coding region: 1-411 (136 amino acids)
Source: RefSeq, a predicted model, not a curated record